UUGAUUGGAUUACGCAUAUUCCAUCCAACUAUUUUUCAAUUUAGGGUUUCUACUGAAUCCGAAAAACAUCGAACCCUAAAGAUCCAUACAAUUUCAAAGCAAAUUCAAUCCAGAUAUGAAGGGACACAAUCCGAUUGAGGUGGCGAAGACGGUAUUGGAGGUGGCCGACGUGGCAUGGUCAGCGGUGGAACACUGUCACCACCAUACCCAUAAUCACUCCGAAACGACGCCGUAUGAUGUGUCUGAACAAGAUGAUGAAUUGAAAUCGUUGAGGUCUGAAAACGAGCGGCUGAAACGGUUGCUUCAACAAAAUCUUGUGCUUCUUCAGAGCAUGUCACAAUCUCCUUUAUUACUUCAAGAUUGUCCCCCUGAUCUUCAUGAUCGUCUGUUAGCUGCUGUCGAGUCCGGAAGCUUUUUGAAACAGCUGGAAUCACUCAAUCGAAAUUCCGUUGAUGGGAAUGGCUGUCAAUUUCCUUUCAAGGAGCCUACUGGUUCUGACAUGGAGACGGCAGAACUUCUGGUAAACAUGAGCCUUGAAGAACCAAGUUGGUGGGUUUGGGUGACUGAGGAAAUGGUCCCCAGCAAUUUUGAAGAAAGAAGUGGAAUAGAUAAUGAGAAUUACGUGAUUGUUAGUGAGGAAUAUGUUGUAGAUGCAGUUGCCAACUUUAUGGCUAGAUGCAUAGUAUCCAAUUCGAAGGCUCAGAAGAUGUCUCCUGAAGAACUGCAAAAGACCUUGACAAAAGCAUUAGAAGGCACAGGUAAAGUAGAAAAAAUGUUCAACAUUUGGCAUGCAGCACAAACGUUCUACGUCCUUUCCACCUGGGGACUUGCUCUAGUGGGGUUGUACAAGAGCCGAUCUGUUGUCAGACUUGCUGCCAAAGGGGUUCACAAGACGAGCAAAAUGGUUCUAAGGGCUCUUUGAAGAUGUUUUUGCUGUGUGCUUUCAACAGGAUUGGUUGUGAAUAAAGCCUGUAAAUAUUAACUUCUUGUACAGUCUUGUAAAUCAAAUCAACCUUAUGCGUCUUCCAAUUUAUUUCUGUGCUGGAAUAUUGUAUAUAGUGUGCAAUUUGAAAUCAUAUUACUUUAUUGAGCUUGCAAUUAUCACUGCA
Nicotiana tabacum (common tobacco) is the source of this 1109-nucleotide messenger RNA. RefSeq lists its product as uncharacterized. NCBI's taxonomy places the organism in Eukaryota, Viridiplantae, Streptophyta, Magnoliopsida, Solanales, Solanaceae. The record is from RefSeq and is a predicted model, not a curated record.